Messenger RNA from Sipha flava (yellow sugarcane aphid), 498 nucleotides. RefSeq lists its product as uncharacterized. The transcript is spliced from 2 exons. Bases 1 to 498 code for a protein of 165 amino acids. NCBI's taxonomy places the organism in Eukaryota, Metazoa, Arthropoda, Insecta, Hemiptera, Aphididae. The record is from RefSeq and is a predicted model, not a curated record.
AUGGCACAAGGAAUAGAUUCCAACGGAUUGGAAAACCGGGAUAAUUUGUCCAAUAUUCAAAAAAGAGACACUGGUGUAAUAUCAAACUACCGUGGAAUUUCCUUAAAAGAAAAAUCUACGACGGAUCAUAUAUUCACAAUAAGACGAGUAAUGGAAAAAUUCUACGAAUAUAAUAAAGACCUUCAUAUACUUUUUGUAGAUUUCAAACAAGCAUAUGAUAGUAUUGACCGUGAACAACUCUGGAUAACGCUAAGAAUUGUCAAUAUACAAAGGAAAUUGGUGAAACUAGUUGAGAUCUGUAACCAACAGACAUACUGCAAAUUGCGUUUAAUGAGGGAAACUUCCGAAGCAUUUGAAUGCAAGACCGGCUUAAGACAGAGAAACGCACUAUCUCCGGUACUCUUCAAUCUUGCUUUGGAACAAGUGAUAAUGGACAUGCAUGAAAAACGAGAAAUGGAAUUUGUUUGUUAUGAAUACUCUUCUAGCAUAUACAGAUGA